CUAACUUACGCCUCGGGGAUCAGAGAGAAGCGAGGUUCUCGUUCUGAGGGACAGGCUUGAGAUCGGCUGAAGAGAGCGGGCCCAGGCUCUGUGAGGAGGCAAGCAUCAUGCACUAUCCUGUUGGGAGCAUCCUCACCUCCAAGACACUGUUUGGGCCUGAGGAGAAGGAGUCUGCAGUGACCCUGUCGUGGUAUUUUCCACAAGAAUUCUGAAAUGAAGCAAGCACAGGUUCUCAGGGGACAGGCUGACCAGGAUCACCAGGAAGCUCCAGAGGAUCCCCAGGAGGCCCUAGAGGAGCACCAAAGGAGAAGAUCUGCCAGUGGGUCUCCAUUGCCCAGCUCCUGCCCACACUCCUGCCUGUUGCGGUGACCAGAGUCGUCAUGUCUCUUGAGCAGAAGAGUCAGCACUGCAAGCCUGAGGAAGGCCUUGACACCCAAGAAGAGGCCCUGGGCCUGGUGGGUGUGCAGGCUGCCACUACUGAGGAGCAGGAGGCUGUGUCCUCCUCCUCUCCUCUGGUCCCAGGCACCCUGGGGGAGGUGCCUGCUGCUGGGUCACCAGGUCCUCUCAAGAGUCCUCAGGGAGCCUCCGCCAUCCCCACUGCCAUCGAUUUCACUCUAUGGAGGCAAUCCAUUAAGGGCUCCAGCAACCAAGAAGAGGAGGGGCCAAGCACCUCCCCUGACCCAGAGUCUGUGUUCCGAGCAGCACUCAGUAAGAAGGUGGCUGACUUGAUUCAUUUUCUGCUCCUCAAGUAUUAAGUCAAGGAGCCGGUCACAAAGGCAGAAAUGCUGGAGAGAGUCAUCAAAAAUUACAAGCGCUGCUUUCCUGUGAUCUUCGGCAAAGCCUCCGAGUCCUUGCAGCUGGUCUUUGGCAUUGACGUGAAGGAAGCGGACCCCACCAGCAACACCUACACCCUUGUCACCUGCCUGGGACUCCUAUGAUGGCCUGGUGGUUGAUAAUAAUCAGAUCAUGCCCAAGACGGGCCUCCUGAUAAUCGUCUUGGGCAUGAUUGCAAUGGAGGGCAAAUGCGUCCCUGAGGAGAAAAUCUGGGAGGAGCUGAGUGUGAUGAAGGUGUAUGUUGGGAGGGAGCACAGUGUCUGUGGGGAGCCCAGGAAGCUGCUCACCCAAGAUUUGGUGCAGGAAAACUACCUGGAGUACCGGCAGGUGCCCAGCAGUGAUCCCAUAUGCUAUGAGUUACUGUGGGGUCCAAGGGCACUCGCUGCUUGAAAGUACUGGAGCACGUGGUCAGGGUCAAUGCAAGAGUUCUCAUUUCCUACCCAUCCCUGCAUGAAGCAGCUUUGAGAGAGGAGGAAGAGGGAGUCUGAGCAUGAGCUGCAGCCAGGGCCACUGCGAGGGGGGCUGGGCCAGUGCACCUUCCAGGGCUCCGUCCACUAGUUUCCCCUGCCUUAAUGUGACAUGAGGCCCAUUCUUCUCUCUUUGAAGAGAGCAGUCAACAUUCUUAGUAGUGGGUUUCUGUUCUAUUGGAUGACUUUGAGAUUUGUCUUUGUUUCCUUUUGGAAUUGUUCAAAUGUUCCUUUUAAUGGGUGGUUGAAUGAACUUCAGCAUUCAAAUUUAUGAAUGACAGUAGUCACACAUAGUGCUGUUUAUAUAGUUUAGGAGUAAGAGUCUUGUUUUUUAUUCAGAUUGGGAAAUCCAUUCCAUUUUGUGAAUUGGGACAUAGUUACAGCAGUGGAAUAAGUAUUCAUUUAGAAAUGUGAAUGAGCAGUAAAACUGAUGACAUAAAGAAAUUAAAAGAUAUUUAAUUCUUGCCUUAUACUCAGUCUACUCGGUAAAAUUUUUUUUAAAAAAUGUGCAUACCUGGAUUUCCUUGGCUUCUUUGAGAAUGUAAGACAAAUUAAAUCUGAAUAAAUCAUU
Molecule: messenger RNA, 1872 nt
Organism: Homo sapiens (human)
Lineage: Eukaryota; Metazoa; Chordata; Mammalia; Primates; Hominidae
Product: MAGEA10-MAGEA5 readthrough
Exons: 4
Coding region: 381-755 (124 amino acids)
Source: RefSeq, marked validated